AAAAAUAUCUACUUCCGUAUUUAUAGAGAUUUGAAGUUCAAGCCUAUAUUCGUUGGAAACGUCCAGUUAUAUUUUGACGGCAUAGCCAACUAGGCUCUGUUAAUAUCUUGUGGCUACUACCAAUUAGUACUAUCAACCAUGCCGAAAGCCGUGUUUUCCUACUUCCCCAUGAAGGGUCUGGGUGAACCAUCUCGCUUGCUGCUGGCGUAUGGUGGAGUGGAGUUCGAAGACCGCCGUAUUCCUCAGGGAGAAGAAUGGCUGGCAUUCAAACCCCAGACCCCAUUCGGUCAGAUGCCCGUGCUUGAGAUGGACGGCAAGCAGUAUGCCCAGAGCUACGCCAUCGCGCGGUACUUGGGCCACAGGUUUGGAUUAGCUGGAGACAACAUCGAGGAAGCAUUCGACAUCGACCAGAAUGUCUACUUAAUCGAUGACCUUCGACUCAAGGGUGCGAUUGUGCACUAUGAACCCGACCCGGAGGUAAAGGAAAGGAAAUAUGCUGAGUACUCCAAGACCUGGUAUCCGAAUCUUUUGGAGAGAUUGAACGCUGUCGUUGUGAAGAACAACGGUCACGUCGCACUCGGAAAGUUGACAUGGGGUGACUUCGUGUUCGCUGGUAUGCUGGACUACCUGAAGUUGCUGCUGAGGAUGCCGGACCUUGAGAAGCAGUACCCUGCCUUCAAGCAGGUCGUUGACAACGUGUACUCUAUUCCCAAGGUCAAGGCGUACGCUGAUGCUGCUCCUGUCACUCACUUUUACCGCAAGAAAUUGAAUGGAGUGUAUUCAGCGUAUCUAAUAGCCACAUCGAAGAACCAUGAAGUUUCUUGCCCAAUCAUGCCGAAAGCAGUAUUCUACUAUUUCAAAAUGAAGGGUCUGGGAGAACCAUGCCGUCUGCUACUGGCUUACGGCGGCGUGGAUUUCGAAGACAUACGCUUUGAACGACAUGGCCAAGAGUGGGAGGAAUUCAAGCCAAAAACCCCAUUCGGCCAGGUGCCCGUUCUGGAGAUGGACGGCAAAACAUACGCACAGAGUUAUUCCAUCGCCAGGUUCCUGGGUCGCAAGUUUGGGCUCGGCGGAGACAAUAUCCAAGAGGAAUUCGAGAUCGAUCAGAUAGUUGACUUGAUUGAUGAUCUUAGGAAAAGGGCUGCAUCUGUCGACUAUGAGCCGGAGCCGGAUCUAAAGGAAAAGAGACACGCUAUAUACGCGAAGACUGUUUACCCAGACCUCUUGCAGAGGAUCAACGAUAUUAUCGUUAAAAAUAACGGCUACGUGGCACUUGAAAAGUUGACAUGGGGCGACUUCGUCCUGGCUGGUCUGAUAGACUACCUGAAGAAGAUGCUGCGGAUGCCCGACCUUGAGAAGCAGUACCCUGCCUUCAAGCAGGUCGUUGACAAAGUAUUUGCUUUCCCAAAAGUAAAGGCGUAUGCUGAUGCCGCCCCUGAAGCAUUAUUUUAAAUUCUGAUGAUUAUAAGACUUAUGUGUGUUGAAGUUAAAUAAAUGUUUAUUUUAUA
Molecule: messenger RNA, 1508 nt
Organism: Helicoverpa armigera (cotton bollworm)
Lineage: Eukaryota; Metazoa; Arthropoda; Insecta; Lepidoptera; Noctuidae
Exons: 10
Coding region: 139-1452 (437 amino acids)
Biological process (GO): glutathione metabolic process
Molecular function (GO): glutathione transferase activity
Source: RefSeq, a predicted model, not a curated record